Molecule: messenger RNA, 486 nt
Organism: Dentiscutata erythropus
Lineage: Eukaryota; Fungi; Glomeromycota; Glomeromycetes; Diversisporales; Gigasporaceae
Source: the annotation of a GenBank genome assembly
AUGUCGUUGCAAGGUGGUGCAACUGCUGCAGGUAGCCUUGUAGCUAUUCUACAAUCAAUUGGUGCGGCAGGACUAACUGCAGGAGCAACUGUCGGAUCGGGAGCAGCGGGUGCCUCAGUUAUGGGCGCUUUGGGAAAAUUGUUUAUGGAAAAAUUGGAUGCUAAUCCAGAGGGACAAGCUCAAUUAGAAGAAUACGUUAAGAUCUAUGACGGAGAUAAUAACGAAAGCAGUGAAGAAGGUUCAUCUAGUGUGGUUUUUGAAAUACGUGACAAACUCCUUAUUGAUGAUAAGGCAUUUGACAACUUUCUUGAAAUAUUCACUUUAACUUGUAAAACCUCAAAGCAACUAGACAAUAAGACAAAAAAACAGUUCAACUUUCUUGUGGGUAUAGAAAAAUUAGAUAAGUUGAAUGAUCAUUUAGAAAAUGAAUUUGGACCAGAGAAUGUUAGCAAAGUACAGCCAAAUACUAUUGUGUUGAAUUUCUAA